CGUCUGUUAAAACAGUAACGUGACGUACAUGAAUUUCCAAGAAAAAUAACCACAUCGGGAAAAAAGGUAAUUAUUAAUUAUGAAUAAGCACUCUAUUAAAGUACCUCGAUUGUAUAAAGUGUCUGCUCUAGUAGCGAAGGAAGUAAGCGAAGGCAUAGGCAGUAUCAAAAGUCUCGUAUACGAACAUAAGAAAAAACAUCCAAAUAUCAAAGCUAUUUACGCUUUGGUUGCGACGCUCUUUCAAAAAACCGACGAAAUAGAGACUCUGUUAAAGAGGUCGCAAUUGCUAGUCAAAGAACCAAAACUUAAUCCAUGGUUAGCGAAAAUUUUAAUUAUCGAAUUGUUAUGGGGUAAAAAGAAACUCCCUGGGCAGAGUAAGCCCGAGGAUACUAUCCGAGCCUACGAGCAGAUAUUUAAGGCGCAUUUGAGCGAUGAUUCUGGCAAAGAAACCAUUUCUAAAGAUUGUUAUUCUAAACCACGUUACGUAAGAAUUAACACCAUACUGUCAAGCCUAAAUGAGGCAAUAGAAACUUUCAGAAAUGACGGUUGGACCCUAGUUAAAUUUUUAGAUAAAACAGAUUAUAAGGGAUAUUUGGAGAGAAUCGUUUCGUUAAACAACGAUGAAUUCUUGGUUGACAUACACGUUCCGAAUCUGCUGGUUUUUCCAUCGAAAACCACAUUUUACAAUCAUCCUGCCUAUAAAAAUGGUUCCAUACUUCUACAGGAUAAGGCCAGUUGCUUACCGGUACACAUUUUGGACCCGCCGCCCGGCAGUACGGUCCUGGACAUGUGCGCGGCUCCUGGAAUGAAAACUACGCACUUGGCUGCUGUGAUGAACAACCAAGGCACGGUUUACGCCAUCGAACGAAACCCCAAGAGAUUCGAAACGCUUUCCAAAAUAGUUGAAACCUCAGGCGCCAAGUGUGUGAAAACAUACAAUAAAGAUAUUUUGGACUGUUUCAACGAAGCUUUUCCCGGAGUGGAAUACAUUUUGGUCGAUCCCAGUUGCUCCGGUACUGGAAUGGUUGAUCGACCGGAAGACAAUGAAAUCGACCAGUCUAGGUUGCGUAGUUUGACGGGUUUCCAAAUAAAGAUCUUAAGGCACGCCCUGACCAAGUUUCCCGACGCGAAAAAAGUAGUUUACUCCACUUGUUCCGUUCUUCCUGAAGAAAACGAAGAUGUUGUUCGACAAGUUUUGGAGACCAAUUAUAAUUUCAAAUUGGUUCCUGCUAAACAAUUCGUCGGGGAAUCCUGGCAAAAUGUCGGGUCUUCCGAGUUUGGGGAUAUCGGAAAAAACUGUUUAUACGCCAAGCCAAAUGAAGAUUAUACAAACGGUUUUUUUGUGGCCGUUUUCGAGCGAUUGAAAGAAGGCGAAGAAAACCAGUUUUUUAAUACCAAGAUUUUCAAUUUCAAGAAACACGUUCAGGCGAAUGAAAGGUGGAAGGAAAAGAAGCAAAAGAAGUUUGAUGACCAGAAUCACAAUGGAAAACUUGAUGAAGAAAACACCGAUUCUUUAAAGAAGAAACACAAGUAUACAAAUGAUAAUACUAAAACUGACAUUUCUAGUAAUACAGAUGUAAAAGAGGAAGAAAUGGAAGGGAUAACUAAUAGAAAAAAGAAGAAAAAGAAAUCAAACGAAAAUAUUCAAGAAACUCCCACAAAUCUUGAAGAAGAAUACCUAGAAAAUGUAUCUAAAAGGGCAAAAUAUGAUCAUGAAGACGAUACUAACAAUUUAAAAGGUAGCAGGGUUUUAAAUAACGAAAAAGACGAAAAUGACGGCUAUGUACAAGAUAUAAAAAUUGAAGAUGACAGUAAUAAGAAAAAGAGCAAAAAGAAGAAGAGAUCGAAAGAGAAUAUUGAUGAAGAUAAUCAUACGAAUAAUAAAGAAGAAUUUACGGAAAAUAAUGGUUUUGAAGAAAGUUCUAAAAAGAAGAAAAGGAAACAUAAAAAAUCUGAUGAAGUUGAUAAUGUAGAGGAUGUAAAAAAUGUGAAAAAUGAAAUAAAGAACUCUACUGAUCUUAUUAAAACAGAAGAAAUGAAAGAAAAAUACAAAAAUAUUGAAGAAUUAAUCGGCGGCUAUGCCCAGGAGAUUAAAAUUGAAGAUGACAAUAAUAAGAAAAAGAGCAAAAAGAAGAAGAAAUCGAAAGAAAACAUUGAUGAAGAUAAUCAUGCGAAUAAAUCGAACAAUGAUAAAGAAGAAUUUAUGGAAAAUAAUGGUUUUGAAGAAAGUUCUAAAAAGAAGACAAGGAAACAUGAAAAAUCUGACGAAGUUGAUGAUGUAAAGGAUGUUAAAGAAGUAAACAAUGAAAUAAAGAACUCUACUGGUUAUAUUAAAACAGAAGAAACGAAAGAAAAACGCAAAAAUAUUGAAGAAUUAUUAGAAAGCAACAUUAAUGUUGAUAAAAAGUCUAAAAAGAAGAAGAGAAAAGUUACUGAAGAACCCGGUGAAGAAGAACAGAUUAAUAAUUUAGAAAAGCACGAACGAUAUCAAGACGACCCUGACGUCAAAAAGAAAAAGAAGAAAGUAAAAAACGCACAUUUAGACGAUAUUAUAGUAGAUCAAAGUGAUACUAUUGAACUAGUUUGUUCUAAAAAGAAAAAGAAGAAGAAACGCGAAACAGAAAACAUAUGA
Messenger RNA from Psylliodes chrysocephalus, 2632 nucleotides. The record is from the annotation of a GenBank genome assembly. Lineage: Eukaryota; Metazoa; Arthropoda; Insecta; Coleoptera; Chrysomelidae.